GACGUAGGAUUGGGAGUGUCUGAGCGGCUCGUAGACGUGAAUCCAACCCGCAGUCACUGAACCCAGGAGCAUCUGUAUGAACAAUGAACCGGCUGACUUGGAACGAAAUGAUUUGGUGAACACGGAGAUGAAGAGGACGUUUGAAGAGUGUCGAGAUGAUGGGAUUGUACAACGGCACUGAUUUAGCUGGAUAGCUGUGGUGUAAAUGACCUCUAACGGUACAGGGAAUUAGUCAUUUCUAAUACUUUGUUGUCUGCAGAGCCAAUCCUCUUACAGACUGUGAUAUAGCGUUACAUUGGCGGACUUGCGUUUGCUUGUUGAUGAACUUUCACAGUAUUGUCAUUAAAAUAGGCUACACGUCUUACCUUAUAGUGUCUUCAUUUAUUUAUUUACAUGAAUAUGUGAUUAUUGAAUGGCCUACAGUAUACUAGAUUUGACCAAACAGCUGAAUAGUUACAGCAAAGUCAUUCUUUAUUCCAUCAAGAUUUUUUUUGGGCAAAUUGGUGCUCCAAGGAGUUAGCUGAUCACCUUUAGAUUUAACCCCAUUAAAUCCUGCAUUGACAUUUUGAGAUAUUUGUGGCACAAGUUGCUUUGUGUCAUGAGUUGGCCAUCUGUUGUGGAAACCUACUGCAAGCAGAUUAACCAGUGAGAGGUCCAAGGCAUCAGUCUGGACAUUUCUGUGCCUGGACUCGGUUGGCUUCCUGGUUGAGGUGGGAUGCUGAGAGUCACCAUGGGCUCAGUGGAGCAGAGAGAUGAGGAGCAGGAGGAUGAAGGUGAAGAAGAGUUAAGGGAUGGAGGGGUGCCUUUCUAUGUGAACAGAGGAGGCCUCCCGGUGGAUGAGGAGACUUGGGAGAGGAUGUGGCGCCAUGUGGCUCGAAUACACCCCGACGGUGAAGCGUUGGGGAAGGAGAUCCGGAUUGCCUCUGACCUGCCCAAGAUUCCAAUACCGAGUGUGCCUACAUACCAACCUACCAACACUAUCCCACAGCGCCUGGAAGCCAUACAGAAAUACAUCAGGGAAUUGCAGUACAAUCACACGGGAACACAGUUUUUUGAAAUUAAGAAGAGCCGGCCUCUUACUGCGUUGAUGGACAUUGCUAAAGAGAUGACGCGGGAGGCUCUGCCAAUCAAAUGCCUGGAGGCGGUGAUCCUGGGGAUUUACCUCACCAACAACAUGCCCGGUGUGGAGCGCUUCCCCCUCAGCUUUCAGUCUCAGUUCUCAGGGAACAACUUCCACCACAUCGUGCUGGGAGUUCACAUCGGGGGCCGCUUUGGCGCGCUGGGCAUCAGCCGUAGGGAGGACCUCAUGUUCAAGCCAUUGGAGUUCCGGACACUGAUGGACUUGGUGCAAGAAUUCGAAGGAGCCUACAGGGGCUACUGGCACACCCUGCGCAAGGUCAGGAUUGGCCAGUAUGUGUCCCACGACCCUCACAGCGUGGAGCAGAUAGAAUGGAAACAUUCGAUACUGGACGUAGACAAGCUGACCAAGGAGGAGCUACGGAAGGAGCUGGAGAGACACACUCGAGACAUGAGGCUGAAGAUAGGAAAGCCCGCACCACCCUCUCCCACCAAAGACAGGAGAAACAGCAUGGGUUCACCCCUCAGAGGACCAAGCAGCCCCAUACGUAGGAUCAGCCGCGUUGAGAGACGUCCCUCCGGAGAGAAGAAGGUUUUGGAGCAAAAAUCAGCUGCAGACAUGAAUGGAUACCAGAUUCGAGUCUGAGGAAUUUUAGCUUGCUUGUGGCGUUACAAGGUACCAAACACUUGUUUCACAGGGCCACUGAUUUACUCUGAGGCUUAAUUCUUUGUACACAUUGGCCUAUUCACGGGAUGCAAUGUCGAAUAGGUCACCAGCAACUUUUCCUUUUCAAAACAAAUGCCUCAUUCAGCUUCCCUACGUCUGUGUUGUUCGAGGCUAUUUCUGGAGCAGUUACUGUGCAUAGUAAUCGGUGCUGGCAACGUUCUCAAAUUAUAAAAAUGGGGAAAAAGUGCAGUACUUUGUUAACAUUUUUAUAUAACUGUGGAGUUUUGCGAACUCAACACAACGAGAAAUAUGACUCCUCGCCGAUGCUGGGCGAGACUACCACUCAGUGUAAAUGUGCUACUGGACAUAUCAUAGGUUUCUGUGGUGUUAUUAUUAUGAUCAACAAAAGCUCUUAAGACUCAUCUGCAAGCUGUAUUGUCGUACUGUAAGUGUGCACAUGUAAUGUAAUUUUAAAUUCACUUAGGCUCUGCUGGGCAGUAAUCGCUUGCGUAGUGACUAGUUUGCAAAC
Sander lucioperca (pikeperch) is the source of this 2273-nucleotide messenger RNA. It is a transcript of the gene vash1, whose product is annotated as vasohibin 1. Lineage: Eukaryota; Metazoa; Chordata; Actinopteri; Perciformes; Percidae. Gene Ontology annotation, cellular component: cytoplasm. The transcript is spliced from 7 exons. The record is from RefSeq and is a predicted model, not a curated record. Gene Ontology annotation, biological process: regulation of angiogenesis. Bases 716 to 1723 code for a protein of 335 amino acids.